Orbilia oligospora ATCC 24927 is the source of this 534-nucleotide messenger RNA. RefSeq lists its product as uncharacterized. The record is from RefSeq and is a predicted model, not a curated record. Bases 1 to 534 code for a protein of 177 amino acids. Gene Ontology annotation, molecular function: mechanosensitive monoatomic ion channel activity. The transcript is spliced from 4 exons. Lineage: Eukaryota; Fungi; Ascomycota; Orbiliomycetes; Orbiliales; Orbiliaceae. Gene Ontology annotation, biological process: monoatomic ion transport; intracellular water homeostasis.
AUGCCAUCAAGUAUAGAUACAGAAAGCCUGCCACUUAUAAACCGUGGUCGGGAUGCCGUCCGUCGGGUUUCAUCCGUCUGGGUUGGAUUUCGAGACUUUGCUCUUCGCGACAAUGUCCUCGAGGUCGCCGUCGGUCUCAUUGUCGCCUCUGCCUUUACUUCUGUCGUCAACUCUCUUGUCGCUGAUAUCAUUCUACCCCCGGUAUCCCUUAUGUGGCAGCAGAGUCUUGCCGAAAACUUCAUCGUCUUAAAGCAAGGUCAUAAUACAACUACCCAUUACAAUACUUUUCAGCAGGCACAAGACGAUGGAGCUAUCACUUGGAAUUACGGACACUUUCUAGAGAAGUUUAUUCAGUUCAUGCUACUUGGUGUUACGCUUUACGCUCUUGCCAAGUUUUACUCUCUAUUCUCAAGCGAAGCUAUUAUCAAGUAUCAGACUAAGUGUCCGGCCUGCAGGAAGGAUAUUUCGGCGAAUGCGAAAAGAUGUCCCUUUUGCACCAGCUGGCAGGAUGGAAGCGACCUGAACGGUCAUUAG